This is a messenger RNA of Salvelinus fontinalis (brook trout), 1396 nucleotides long. RefSeq names its product fibroblast growth factor 16. Gene Ontology annotation, molecular function: fibroblast growth factor receptor binding; growth factor activity. The record is from RefSeq and is a predicted model, not a curated record. The coding region runs from base 743 to 1366 and encodes 207 amino acids. Lineage: Eukaryota; Metazoa; Chordata; Actinopteri; Salmoniformes; Salmonidae. Gene Ontology annotation, cellular component: cytoplasm. The transcript has 3 exons. Gene Ontology annotation, biological process: positive regulation of gene expression; fibroblast growth factor receptor signaling pathway; positive regulation of endothelial cell chemotaxis to fibroblast growth factor.
CAUCCAAACUUCCAAUUCUAAAUUCCAGCGGCUGAACAACACUCAGAACAGAAGACAGAGUUAAUGACUGACUGGCUGCACCGUUAUAAAAUGGGACCGAGUUGAACGGAGAUUUUCUGUUUGACAUCUGCAGAAGACAUUAGGACAGGGCUUCUUGACAUUCUUAAAAGGAAGAUAAUAGAGGCACCCCUGCGGUUUUAGAUAGAAGUGAUACGAGUCCAAACGGUGAAAAGUUAUUUUAAGAGUUCUAUAUGGAUGGAUUGUGAACGUGACGGACUCAUUGGUAGCCUGAUGCAGUGAAACAUGUAGUUUUUCAACUCUGUCAACUUCCAUCGGUGUUUUAAUGAUGAUUGCGGCUUUCAUUCCGGAAUCUGUUCAUUAUUUCAAUGCACCACAAACUCUCACCAGAGUUUCCUGCUCUUGGUUCCGUGGUGGUUUUAUCAGCAGAAAGCCACAGAGAGCCGAGCAGGGAGGUUUUCCUGCUACAGCCUGUCGGAGUGAAGAGUAGCUGGCUGGGAUUGUUAGUUCAGAAGACUAGUGAUCCUACAGCGGCAUCAGGACGAGACGGUGGCAGAGCGACACAAAACAACGGUUGGAUGACGCAUUACAUCGGGUAGCAUACCUUCACGGAUAAAAAAAAUAAAAAAUUGCGCAUGGGAUUUGGCUUUGUAUGUUGCACGGUAAACUUCCUUGAUUCAACUGAUAUUUUAAUUGCAUUAACAGAUCCCGUCAGUUGUGCGCCAUGGCGGAGGUUGGGGGCUUUCUAGGGACACUCGACUUGGAUUUACAGAGUUUCCCCGCACUAGGAAGUAUGCCCUUGGCAGAGGCGCCAGCGGGGUUACUGGAUGAGAGGCUGGGACAGAUCGAGGGGAGGUUACAGCGGGGCUCGCUGACAGAUUUCGGGCACCUUAAAGGGAUUCUGCGGCGGAGGCAGCUGUACUGUCGAACCGGUUUCCAGCUGGAGAUAUUCCCCAACGGGACCGUGUACGGGACAAGACAGGACCACAGCAGAUUCGGUAUCCUAGAGUUCAUCAGUCUGGCUGUAGGGCUGGUCAGUAUUAGAGGAGUGGACGCAGGACUCUACCUGGGCAUGAACGAGAGAGGAGAGCUCUAUGGGUCGAAGAAGUUAACAGCAGAGUGUGUGUUGAGAGAGCAGUUUGAGGAGAAUUGGUACAACACAUACGCCUCUACGCUCUACAAACACACCGACACCGGGCGCUUCUACUACGUAGCGCUCAACAAGGACGGCUCGCCACGGGAGGGGGGGAGGACUAAGAAACACCAGAAACUAACGCACUUCCUGCCUCGGCCUGUGGAGAUAGAGAAGAUCCCCCAGGCUUACAGAGAUCUGUUCCAAUACAGGUGACCAGGGUUGAGCCUGGGAGAGAGGGAUGAG